This is a messenger RNA of Anguilla rostrata (American eel), 6939 nucleotides long. RefSeq names its product serum response factor-like. Bases 504 to 2465 code for a protein of 653 amino acids. Gene Ontology annotation, biological process: positive regulation of transcription by RNA polymerase II. The transcript has 8 exons. Gene Ontology annotation, molecular function: protein dimerization activity; serum response element binding; DNA-binding transcription factor activity, RNA polymerase II-specific. Lineage: Eukaryota; Metazoa; Chordata; Actinopteri; Anguilliformes; Anguillidae. The record is from RefSeq and is a predicted model, not a curated record.
AGUAGAUCCUGGGUUCACAUAUUCAUCCACGCUGUCGUUGUUAAUACAGGGCAGAAUUGCAGUUAUUUCACGCAUACAAUGAUAUAAUGCAUGAUUGAGAACUAUCAAACAUGGCUGUACACUCAGCAUAAUUUUGAGACGGAAACAGGCGACAUUUUGAAGUGUUUUGGUGGUGAACUACAUGUCACCGCGGAAUAAUCGAAGGGGCGUUCUGUGUAUUUUCCUUUUGGAGAAAGUGCAACGAGUUUUGGAAAUAGAGGAGGUUGUGCUUGAUUGAACCGCGGCGAAGGGGGUCCUAUGGGACAGCAUCACUUCUGAAACUUCUUUCACUAUAGUACCUGGUUCUAAAAGGACCGGUUUCGGUUCAGUCCGAACUCGAACUAGUUGGUUUGUAAGCCUCCUUUGAGUGUUUGGUGUGAGCGCGCUUUUGUUACGAUUUCCCGAACACACACACAAGCGGUCAUCGGGUAUCGGAGAAGACACCGUUGUCAUUUGUGAAUAUAAUGUUACCUAGCCAGGCUGGGUCAGCACCAACUGGAAACGGGUCAGCGUCCGGCACUGGUAACAUAGGUCACGGAUCGGGGAUUGCAGGCACCGGGAUUCGGCCCAGUCUGGUUAGCUCGGGGUUAAACGAAGUAGCCACUGGGUUCAGCGGUAGCCACGCCGGUGGGGCUGGUCGGUCGGGGGACGGGUCAGGGAUGUUGGGGGGAAACGGAGCAGGGGUAGGUUCCAGGGGGGUGAUGAGACCAGGCAACGGAGCAGGAUUGACCACUCUGCAGAACACGGCGGGCGUUGUGGGCGGAAUUAACACGGGAAUUGGUACCCACGGCGGAGGCAGGUUUGACCCGGACAGACAGAGCGCUCCCCAGGUGUACAGUUGUUCCGAAGCCGAUUCUGACUCGGGGGAUGACGACGACCCCAUGGGUUCAGCUGGGGACAGCAGAAGAGGAGUGAAGCGGGAGAGGCCAGAGAUGGAGGCUGCAACUGCGGGGCCGGAGGUCGGUAUUCCGCCUGGAGGUUAUGGCGGGGUCGCUGGAGGAGUCGCUGGUGCAAAGCCGGGGAAGAAGACCCGGGGACGAGUUAAGAUUAAGAUGGAGUUUAUCGAUAAUAAACUGAGGCGAUACACAACUUUCAGCAAAAGAAAGACUGGCAUUAUGAAAAAGGCGUACGAGCUCUCCACGCUGACGGGCACGCAGGUGCUGCUGCUGGUGGCCAGCGAGACGGGGCACGUGUACACCUUCGCCACGCGCAAGCUGCAGCCCAUGAUCACCAGCGAGACGGGCAAGGCCCUGAUCCAGACCUGCCUGAACUCGCCCGACUCGCCGCCGCGCUCCGACCCCUCCACCGACCAGCGCAUGAGCGCCACCGGCUUCGAGGAGACCGACCUCACCUACCAGGUGUCCGAGUCCGACAGCUGCGGGGAGGCCAAGGUGAGCGCGCCUCGCUUCCUGUCGCCCUCGACCUCGUCGCGCCUUCCUCUGCUGACGUCACUUCCUGUUACUGUUGCCUUGCCCUGCUGUCCUGGCUUACAUAAAUUCUUGUUACUGUGGUGCCUUCCUGGCCUACAUCGCUUCCUGUUACUAUCGUUUCCUGUUACGUUCGUAUACCUCCGCGGGCGGCGGCGCCCUCAGCACUCCCGCUUCACUCACGUCCGCUGCAGUGAACAGCAGCCCGUCGUUUCCCAUCACCACCUGCUGGCCCGUGUCGGCUGCCCACCUGUCAGCCUCGUCACCUGUCACCACGGCAUCCUGCUCAAGACCACGGCUCCCCUACGAGGCGUCAAAAACUCACUUCGACGCGGUCGUAUCUCUCGUUUGCGUGUGCCCCCCCCCAAACCCCCCCCCCCCCCAGGCGGUGCCCUACCCCCCGGCACGCCUGCCAUUCCGCUCAGCCAGCUGCAACAGCACCCCCUGCAGGCUCAGACGCUCACUGCUGCCGUCACUGCCGCUCAAAACCAGCAGGUCUUCCGCUUCCCUGCCGGCCUUUCUCUCACAGGUGGAGGUAUGGCCCAGCAGCUCCAGGCUAUCCAGGUCCACCCCACCACCCAGCAGAGCUCUGUCAGCACCAGUGACAGCAGCCCGGAGAUCUCCCAGCCCUCCAGCAGCUCCACAGUGAGUGUUCCCGCCACCAUCGUCACCUCCUCGGUGCCUACCUCCAUGGCGGGUCACAUGAUGUACCCCAGCCCGCACGCCGUAAUGUACGCCUCCGCGCCCACGCUGUCGGACGGCAGCCUGGCCGUGCUCAACGCCUUCUCCCAAGGGCCCUCCCACCAGCAGGGCCAGGACACGGGUGCAGUGCCUCAGGUGUUCCUGGCCGCCGGCCCCCCAGGGACGGUGCAGAUCCCGGUGUCUGCAGUGCAGUUGCAUUCUAUGGUGAUUGGCCAGCAAUCCGGCGGCAGCAGCAGUAACCUGACGGAGCUGCAGGUGGUCAACCUCGACGCUCCGCACAACGCCAAGAACGAGUGAAGGACGGACGGACGGACGGACGGACGGACGCGCCCACGUGCACAGGCGGUCGCCAGGGAAACGCAGACACCGCGCAGAGAGCCGACUGCCACCACUAUUUAUUGAUGCCUUCUCACUGCGUUUUAUAUGUCCCAGAACACAGAAAGAAAGUGAGAGCGAUGGAAGUGACGGAAAGAGACGAGGGCGUCUCCUCCCUAUGCUCUUUGGAUCAGAACUUGUGCGGCUGAGAACCUUUUGUUCCUGUUUCGGUUUUUGUCGAAUUUUCUUCCCACCCCCCCCCCCCCCGCCAGUUUUAAUAGCAACUUUGCUUGCAAUAUGCAUACACUGCAGGUGGCCUGGAUCCAUAAUUCUGCCAAAGAGACGUGCGUGUGCGUGAGUGUGUACGCGUGUGAGCGUGUGUACGCGUAAACGUGUGUGUGUGUGUGUGUGUGUGUGGGUGCGCACGUGUUAAUGCGGUUUGAUAGAGGACGGAUGGGAAACAAGGAGAUGUGGAAAUAUGUAUAUAUAUUUUUUUUCUUUUUCUAUUGAUAUAUUCAUAUUUUAAGCCUGUUUGUGCAACUGUAUGUGAGGUUUUUUUUUUUUUUUUUUAAAGCCUUUGUUUUGUACGCGUGUAAGUGAGCACAGAAAUGGAUAAUAUAGGCAUUAUGUAUACAAAGCGAUGUUAAAACACUCGUGUGAGGUGUUCGUGUGUGUUCAUUAGUGUGGAGUAGGAAUCCGGAAGGUUCUCCUCGGAUGAGAAGCCCAAGUUCUCAUGGAAUAUCGUGCCAAAAUACUGCUCGUCAGGAACACAGCCUGGGGUGGGGGGGGGGGUGGAAUUUGGUUGAGGUGCGGUUAGCGCGCCGAGGGAACCCGGCCUCCUCCUCUCCCUCGUCUUCAUCACCGCGGCCUCUCCCUGCACUGCCUGGCCUUCACGCCUCUGGCCUCCACGAGCACCGGCGUCCUGCAUACGCUGCCCUUUGACCCCCUGUGAGCAGGGACGUGUUUGAGUUCUUUCAGGGCUCCUGGCUCGGCGUAGGCCCCGUUCUCCAGCCUGUCGGAAGCACCCCCAGCAGUGACUUCUGCCUGUACGUACAGUAUGUGCGUGCGUGCGUGCGUGCACAUGUAUGUACAGUAUGUGCGUGCGUGCGUGCACAUGUAUGUACAGUAUGAGCCUGUGUGCAUGUACAUGUAUGUAUGUACGAUAUGUUAGCGGGCAGAAUGUAUGAGUGCUGUAACUUUGUGACUUUUGAAAUGUGUACGGAGGCCAGCUUGCCACUAGUUCAGCUCCAAUUCAAUGCCCUUUCACCUGCUACAAUGCCCGUCAGGUGACUGAACUUUUAGGGUCAUGUGACCUGAACAGAAAGGAAACAAACUCCAUCCUCUCUCUCUCCCUCCGUCUCUCCCUCUCCCUCCAUUAAAUUUAGGCGUUCAGCAUUCUCUCUCCCUCUAUUCUGCCAUUCUUCUGAAAAAGGGGCUUGACUGUUGAGUAUAGCUUGCCUUUUUGUGGAUAGAUUAUUUUUCUAUAUGUAGUUUAAAUUUGUCCACAUCAGAGACGACAGAGUAGGCAAAAGCCCAGGUUAUUAACCCACAAACUUACAGAAAACUGUAAGCUCAUGUAUUUUUUUUUGACAUUUUGUCAAAGAUUUUAUUUUUUAAUUAUCUUUUUUAUUUUUUUUUAUUUUUACAAAACACAUUUCUGAAUUUCUUGCGCAUCCUUGUUUGAUGAUGAAUGACAGUCGCGUGGCGGUGGAGUCGUGGGAGAAAAGCGGUCGGGGUCACGGCCUCUCGGUCAACCUGACCGCUGAAAGUACACUGAAAGUGUGUGGCGGUUUUCUCGCCUCUGGAGGGUUCUCGCCCCGUCCCUCUGGUGUUCUGGCGGUUGUGGGGUCUGCGCGCUAGAGGUCCGCUGCCUCCGCUUGGUUCCGUCUACCUCUCUCGGCCUCGUUGCCGAGGCGACCUGUAAACCGUUGCGCUGCGGGAGUCCGCCGCGCCCAAUGGCGUGCAAGAGGCGGGGUUUGCGGUCGGAGGGAACCGGGUUCGAAGCGACGCCCACGCCACGCCCGUGGAUCCGUGUGCGCUUUUCUUCAGGAGCAGGAAGACUGGUGGGGAAAAAGAAAGUGAACAUUUUUGGUUCUGUGUUUUUUUUUUUUUUUUUUUUUUUUGCCUUUUUGGGCAGUUUUGUCUACAUAUCAUAAGAUUUUUCUUUUUUUGCAUCGCCCUUCACUUUGUUUGAUUUUCUAGUCACAUGUCGUUGGUUUUCUUUUGUGUGCCUACUGCUCUGUCAUAAAAAAAAAAGAGUAUGACUUGGGUUUUGAUAAAUGAAAUGGUUCAACAGGGAUUUUGUAGAUGUGCAUUUUUCUUGGGAUUAUCGACUCCAUAUACGGUUUAUAUUUAAGUAGUACAUUUUCUGCCUUAAAACUAUCAUAUCGUGAUAGCAGGGAAACAAGGUUUUUGUGAAGUGUGAAGAUCAGUCCAGUGCUUUUUCUAAGGUUCACUCAUUUCGUUGCAUUUCGAGUGGCACUUCACUGUGUGUUUUUGUAUGGUGCAUUUUGACGAUCAAACGGAAUGGCAUAAACGGGGUGCGCAGUGCUAUCUGAGUAAGGUAGUGAGGGGUUGCGGGUUUUUGUUUUAGACCAGUGCUAAAACAUCAGAUUCUGCUUAUAUCACGGUCUUGAUUUUUCAAUCGGGUGUCUCGGUGCUGGGCUAAAACAAAAACCUGCAGCCCGCAGCGGUCCGUUUCGGGUCGGAUUGGAAACCCCCUGGGUUUAGAAGCCUGAAAGACAGGGCCGGGAGAACCGUGUUCCAGGGGGGCUGGAGGUCCGUUUCUGGAUUUUACGCCGACCUUUGGCUGUCAGUCGUCGAGUUAACCUGAUCAUUUGUGAGCUUACGUUUCACCCACACUUAUGUUUUCUCUCGUGAGUGAUGGAUAAAGACUGUUCUGGAAUGUAAUUGCCACAGUCUAAUCUGUAGGUGAACCAGUGUUUUUGUCUACAGCCAAUUAGUUAAUUAAGCCAGGCUAAUAGGUGGAAAUAAAAGUAGAAAAAAAUACAGCCCCCUCUAAACGGGAUUCCCUGUCCUUGCCGUGAAGGCUGGUGUUUAACACUAAGGUUUUUUUUUUUGUAGUGUGUUAUUUUAACGGACCACAGAGAAGCAGUCCUGCCCUUGACCCCCCCGACCCUUCCCCCGAACCUCACACAGGGUGCAUUCCCGACCACUCUCUGACCGCCCCCCCCCCCCUCUUGACAGAGCCAUCCCCCCAGUACUGUCCAAAACCUGGGUCAAUAUGUGUACGCAUGCUUGUGUAAUAUGAAAUACUUUAAUCCUGUAGAAUGAAGGUAAAAUUAGGAACAAAAACACUUCAAGCACAUCACUGGAAACUUCCAAACACAACAGGAACCACAAUCUCCAUUUAUAUGAAUGAACGCACUUGUUCUCGAUAUUCAUAAAGUAACAAGAUAGUCUGUAGGAAUGUAAGUGCUGCUUGAAAGGUUAAAGUAUUUUAAACAAUCAUUUGACCCAAUCAUUCAGUCUGUACUGAACAAAGGUCAGUACUGGGAGCAGAAGCACUGGAUGAGGUCAGUGUCCCUCUGUCCCUCUACCUCAUUGGCCGAUGGCAAAAUGAGGUCAUAAAGGUGGCAUCUGAUUCUCGACAGGCAGAUGGCGCUGUUUCCCUUCUGCUGUUCAAUGCCUCUUGUGUUCCCAAUUCAGGCUCUGUACCUGAGAGAGAACCUGCAUGAAAUUUGUGUACAAACAUCUGUAGAUAGUUUUGUAUUCUGAAAAUGCAGACACAAGAAAAGCCAUGAAAUAUAAAUGGUAAAAAAAAAAAUAUAUAUAUAUAUUUUUAUAGAUGUUUGAAUCAGUGUUUAUGUUUCCAGUCUGGGGGAAGGGCUGGGGGUUGGAGAGGAGUAGAAUCAGUUGUCUUUUUCUGGGUGUUCAUCUUUUCUUCCCUCCCAACUGUUUAUUUUGAGUGGAUAUGGGUAACAGUCACUUUGAAUUGUCUUAUCCAAUCCUCCCCACAUUGGCCAAGGAAGCUGGUUUAGACUGCUGCAUUGCUAAGCGUGUAUUACCCUUUCAAAUACCUUACUAUUUUUUAAGCUGGUUUGUCCUCACAGAUGAACUUGAGGAAUGCUGUACACUAUGUGUAAAGCAAAUUUAUCUUUUAAUAUUGCAUAAAAUAUUUCCCAAUUUUGAAGAACUGACUGAGAAUAAAUGGCAGAAUUUUUUGGCAAGGCAUAGGAGUUACUCCAACAUUAAACCUUGACAAUUUGGUGGAAAUUCUUUUCUUUUUUUUUUUUAACUAAAGAGGAUAUUUGAUGCCGGAUGUUUUGUUAUAAUGUAUGUGGCAAGAUCAGCAAUGGAUAUUGUUUUACUUCAGUUUUUGACUUCCAGAGUUUGUCUGAGGAGUUCAUGUAUGUAACACAACUCUGUACAGAGCUUUCUUUUGUAAUAAAAAGAAGGACAAAUAAAUACCUUCAAUAAAUGUAUGAUUUGUGAA